GGUGGAUUGAGACCGGUGUGUUAGACUUUGUUUGUUUCACCCUAGACCCUGGCCCUUUUGUUUUGGGGCGCUGUUUGUCGGGAUGCAGUUUGGGACGUUGCGCAUAGCAACAGGAGGAACGACAGGUGAUUUUUGAAAGACGCACCCAGACAUUUCACAGUCAACAAGCUGGACCAUGGCCACAACAGAUGGAAGUCUGCUUUCGGCUGAGAUGAGCAAUGAGGAUGCGCUGUACGAGCAACUGCUGCUGCAGGCUGCAAAAGAGAUGCAGUAUCAACUUCCAACAGCACCGGAAUCCAAGCAGAUCAGACCACAGCCAGGCUUCUGUGUGAAGACAAAGACGAAGAACAGCGGGAAAGUUUUCAUCAACGUUUGCAAAUCCGAUCAGAUCCCGCCUCCGCCGGAUCUCUCCGAGGAGAGUUUGGUGGCCUUGCUGGAAUCAGAUGAUCCUUCCGGAUACAGGAUUCCCAUGAGUCUCGGUGAACCACAUGCCGAAAUUGACAACAGCGGCAAUGGAUGCACUGCAUAUGACAUAGUCAUCAAUUCAAAAUUUUACAACAAAAUUCUGAACAACAAACUCUUCAUGGAAUUUUUCCUUACUAUCGGCUUUGAAGGGCUGGAAAACAAAUAUAAUUUGGAGCUGUCCCGAGAGUGGCGAAUGCUGAAAAACAGGAAAUUUCUGGGAUCCAUAACGGAACAGAACAUCAGAACAAAGUCCAAACCUGUCAUCCAAGAACUGGAAUCCAGUGCUUUGAAUGCAGGAAGCUGCAGUAACCCCCUCAUAUCAGAAGUAGAACGCAGUACCUGUGUGGAGCCAGAAUUCACAAUAGUAGCUGAGCCUGCAGACGAGCACCCCAGCUUCCUGGUAGCAGAAAUUUCCUUACCAAAAGUGGAUUUAGCAAGAUCGUUACUACUUGACCUUGGAGAAGACCGGAUUGUGUUGUGGGCACGGCCAGACCUUUAUCAUCUGGAUAUUUACAUCCCAUAUAACAUUGUUCAGGAGGAAAGUGGCUCUCAGUUCAAUAGGAAAACCAGGGUUCUGACUAUAACAAUGCCAGUGCAGCCAGCCUAAGACCAGGAUUGCUUACAGAACCAUCAUAAUGCACGGAGAUCAAAUAACAUGGACUUUCACUUGAUCCCACGCCAUCGGUGCCAAACAUUUACUAUCCGAUUCUAUGAUUACAAGUUCUCUGUCUGUGCAUCGUAGGAUUCAGCUGCAUCAUUACGACUUGACCUUGGAGAAAACCAGAUCGUGUUGUAGGCACGAUUUUCAUGUUGAUUUCCAUGCCAAUGACUUUGUGUUCACUUUAAAUUUGUUUUUCACCGUCACAUUCUAGGGAAUUAUGUUUAAAAAUAAUUUAUGUUCCAAGUCCAUGGCCGCUGGCCUACCCUCUAGUAUCUUGCCCGAAUUUUUCUUUCAAUAUUCAUUUACAGAAUGUAAGCGUCACUCACAAGGGUAGCAUUUAUUCAUUCCUAAUUAUCCUCGAGGAGGUGGUGGUGAUCUGCCACCUUGAGCAUCACUGAGUGGCUUUCUGCACCAGAUCAGAGGGCAGUUAAGAGUCAGCUGCAUUGCUGUGGAUCUGAAUUCACAUGGAGGCCAGACUGGAUAAGGACAGCAGAUUUCCUUCCCGAAGUGAACCAGAUGGGGUUUUUAUGACAAUCCGUUAGUUUCAUCGUCAUCAUUACUGAGACUAGCUUUUUAUUCCAGAUCUUUAUUUAUUUGAAUUUGAUUUCCUCAGCUGCUGUGGUGUGAUUUGAACUUGAGUCGCUGGAUUAUUAGUCUAGGCCUCUGAAUUACUGGUUCAAUAGCAUAACCACUAAGCUACCAGGUUACCACUGUUGUGGUACUUGACAUUGGAGGACAUCAUAACCAUGUCCAGUGCUGUCCGCCUCCAAUAUUCUCGUAUUCUUUGCAGCAGCAGUCACUGGGUAAUGAUUAAAUGUGAGGAUGCGAAUUGACUAUUGCAAAUACACGAGAGGAGGAAAAAAGAGUUUGGGAUGCGCCCUUUACCCAGCGCCCCAACUCACAUCCAAAACUUUACUUUUCAGGCCCUGACUGACCUGCUGUGUGUAUGUGUCUUACGUUUUCUGUAUUUAUUUCUGAUUUAAAGCAUCCAAAUUUUUCCCUUGGCUAUUAAUGUAUGUUUCAUUGCUAGGACAUAAUAUUUCAGGGCCUGUUCCGAAGCCUGGUCUAAUGCAUUAAAAUUCUCAAAUGAAGGAAUGAAA
This is a messenger RNA of Carcharodon carcharias (great white shark), 2226 nucleotides long. It is a transcript of the gene pih1d1, whose product is annotated as PIH1 domain containing 1. The transcript is spliced from 11 exons. The record is from RefSeq and is a predicted model, not a curated record. Bases 176 to 1072 code for a protein of 298 amino acids. Gene Ontology annotation, cellular component: ribonucleoprotein complex; cytoplasm; R2TP complex. Lineage: Eukaryota; Metazoa; Chordata; Chondrichthyes; Lamniformes; Lamnidae. Gene Ontology annotation, biological process: rRNA processing; box C/D snoRNP assembly.